GAUCCAUUCAAAGUUACUCCCAUAUUAGAUAAUGAUAUAAGAACUUCAAGUUCUUCACAUGACAGUUGUUCACAUUUAGAACCUGAGAAACUUUCACGAAUUCCAUCAAAUACUAGUACAAUUACAACAAAUCCUGAAACAUUAGAAUCUACUUAUGAUAAUGAAAUAAAUGAAUCAGAGUUAAGAAGACGAAGAAUAAAUGUUGAAGCUGCUGAUAGGAUAUCAAUAACACCGGAUAUUAUUAAUACUACCGUUGAACCUGAUUUUAUUGUUGAACAG
Messenger RNA from Cetraspora pellucida, 279 nucleotides. NCBI's taxonomy places the organism in Eukaryota, Fungi, Glomeromycota, Glomeromycetes, Diversisporales, Gigasporaceae. The record is from the annotation of a GenBank genome assembly.